GAGUUUAAGUUUAAAGUUGAAAUUGAAAUAGCGAAAGGUUAAUGAAAUGGAGGUAAAACAAGAAGUUGGUGAGGAGACGUAUAAAAUAGAAAUAGAUACUGAAGUGAAUAAUGCUCUUCUGGAUAGCUGUAAAAUUGAAAUAAAGGAAGAACCCAAAAGGGAAAGUAUACAUGAUACAUGUGGUUAUGAAGACUUGAAGAAAACUCCCAUGAAGAUUGAAAUAGGACAAGAUGAACAUACACAAACAAAUGAAAAAGGAUUUCCACAAGAGGUGAACACAUUGGAAAUUAUAAAAACGAUACAUGUACAUUCAAACGAUAAGAAACAACCUAUGAAUAGACCAGCUGAAGGGAAAACAUUAAAAUGUGAAAUUUGUGCUAAGCAAUUUGCUAAAAAAGGGUAUUUAAAUGAACAUAUGAAAAUUCACUCUGGGGAAAAACCUCACAACUGUGAAAUUUGUUCUAAGCAAUUUAUUCAAGCAGGAAGGUUAAAAAGGCAUUUGAGAAUACACACUGGAGAAAAACCUUACAAGUGUAAAAUUUGUUUUCAACAGUUCAGUGAUACAAGUAAUUUGAAAAAACAUUCGAUGGUGCACACCGGAGAAAAACGUUAUAAGUGCCAAAUUUGUUUUAAGCUGUUCAGUGAGGGAAGUACUUUGAAAAAACAUUUAAGAGUGCACACUGGGGAAAAACCUCACAAGUGUGAAAUUUGUUUGAAGCCCUUUUCUCAGUCAUGUGCUUUGAAACUACAUAUAAGAUUGCAUACUGGAGAAAAACCUCACAAGUGUGAAAUUUGUUUUAGGCAGUUUUCACAAAAAGGUCAAUUGAAAACACAUUUGAAGACACACUCUAGAAGCGUCCUAAGUACUCAAGUGUGAAAUUUGUUUUAAGCAGUUUAGUACAACAAUUUAUUUGAAAAGUCAUGUGAGAAUGCACUCUGGAAAAAACUGUAUCUUAGGUGGAGCAAUUUGAUCAAGCAGACAUGCUGAAAUAAUGUAAGACAAUACAUAUUAAAAAAUAAAGAUGAAGUAGUUUUCAAUCCUAAUAGCAAAAUUAAUAAUAUUGAAAAUAUUAAAAAUAUUACUAAAAGAUUUUUAAAUUGAAAACUUAUUGGUACAUUUCCCUGGUGACACCUCCAAGGCUUCUACAAUUUGCAAGCCAAAUGGAUGCUGCAGUGAAGACAAAGGGAAGGAAUUCUACACUAUGCAAUUCACAUCCCCCGUCUGCAGCUUGG
Messenger RNA from Diabrotica virgifera virgifera (western corn rootworm), 1233 nucleotides. Its product is annotated as zinc finger protein 429-like. The transcript is spliced from 2 exons. Bases 47 to 877 code for a protein of 276 amino acids. Gene Ontology annotation, molecular function: RNA polymerase II cis-regulatory region sequence-specific DNA binding; DNA-binding transcription factor activity, RNA polymerase II-specific. NCBI's taxonomy places the organism in Eukaryota, Metazoa, Arthropoda, Insecta, Coleoptera, Chrysomelidae. The record is from RefSeq and is a predicted model, not a curated record. Gene Ontology annotation, biological process: regulation of transcription by RNA polymerase II.